This is a messenger RNA of Aspergillus nidulans FGSC A4, 2055 nucleotides long. Its product is annotated as putative GTPase activating protein for Arf. Lineage: Eukaryota; Fungi; Ascomycota; Eurotiomycetes; Eurotiales; Aspergillaceae. Bases 190 to 2055 code for a protein of 621 amino acids. The transcript has 5 exons. Gene Ontology annotation, molecular function: GTPase activator activity. Gene Ontology annotation, cellular component: cytoplasm. The record is from RefSeq and is a predicted model, not a curated record.
CUCUUCUAUCAUCACUUUCGAUUAUUCCCAAUAGACUUAUGACAGCACAUUCUUUGGUAAAUAUGUGCUGCUUAUCCGCUCGUUAAUUCUGUACAUUCCCUUAUCCCGCCACUAUCUGAUACCUCUGGCCUGCCCGAGCCACCAGGCCGCGCAUCUCCUAUCCUUAAAUAAAGCUCUCCAUAAUUCGACAUGGUUUCUGGUAUCAGUAAACGACAGCAGCUGCGCAAUGAGCGUGCUCUACAAGAUCUCAUCCGGUCGGUUCCCGGCAAUGACCGGUGUGCCGACUGCUCGGCCAUGAAUCCAGGAUGGGCCAGUUGGAAUAUAGGCAUAUUCCUAUGCAUGCGAUGUGCAGCCUUGCACAGGAAGAUGGGAACGCACAUUUCGAAGGUCAAAUCGUUGAGUAUGGACAGCUGGGCCUCAGAUCAAGUCGAUAACAUGAAAUCGCGUGGAAACAUCCUCGUGAACAAGAUCUAUAACCCCAGGAACAUCCAACCGCCCGUCCCUACUGAUAUCGAUGAAUCCGAUGCAUGCAUGGAGCGGUUCAUUCGGCAAAAAUACCAAACAAGGACAUUGGAAGAUGGGAAGCCAAAGCCACCAAGCCGCCAGGACCCUAGCUAUACACGAUCGCCGGAGGGCUCACCUCCGCCGUUGCCUCCGAAACCUUCCCGGCCGUUUGGGUUCGGUCUUCGGUCUGCCUCGUCUGCUGUGAACCUCAACAGCCAUUCUGCUGGCAGCCAUGGCCCAGACUCGCCUGUUAGCGAUUCGCGUCGUUCGUCAUUUGAGUCCAAGCUCGCCAAGUUGAGGGAUAUGGGAUUUACGAAUGAGCGCAGGAAUACCACCGCCCUUCGGGAACUGGAUGGGAAUUUUGACAAGACAGUGGAGACACUCAGGAGGCUGGGAGAAGGAAGGCAAACACCACAGGUUCGGACGCCAGCUGCAUCGGGCGCAUCACUCAAUCCUUUCGAUCAGUUGGAUGCCAAACAACCCGCGCAGCUAGCACAACCGUCGCAGGUCAAUGGAACAAGCUAUAAUCCUUUCGACGUGUCUACUUCGCAACCACAGCCACUACCCCAACCCCAAUCUACCCAGUCUCUUGAGCAAUCGUUCCAGAACCUUCAAGUGGCACAGCCUCUGUUUCCGCACUCGACUGGGGGGUAUCCAAACAGGCAGAAUUCACUCCCAACAUACACCCAGCCUCUCGCGUCUCCAUUCGUACCUGCGCAAGGCGGCCUUGUUUCGUCUCCACAGCCACUCGAUAGCGGGAACAACCCUUUUUUCCAGACUGGAGGUCUAACACAGCCCAGCCUGAACACCCCUCCUCCCCAGAAUCCUUACUCAGCCCAAACAAAUCCCUUUUUCAACCAGGCCUCCGCACCCCAACAGCAAAUAACAUUCCAGAACCAGAACCCAGCGGUAACAGCAGCCGGUGGAGCUCCGUUCCCCCCGGCCCUCCAACAUGCAAACACUAUGCCAUCUCUAACCUCACCUUUUGGACAGCCUUCACCCUUCCAACAGCAGCAGCAGCAGUCGCAGCCCCAGGCCGGAUUGCCGACCGCACAACCUGGGCAGAGCCCAUUUAACCCUUACAACGCUCAACCUCCGUUCGGAUAUCAACAACCAGCUCAGCCGUUUGCUCCGCAGCCCACGGGCCGAGUUGACAAGAACAGCAUUCUUGCUUUGUACAACCUGUCUGCACGUCCUCCUGCUAUUCCGGAACAGCAGGCCGUACAGCCCCAGGCAGCGGCUGGAGGCAUACCUACUAGCCAGGGUCUGAACCCUUUGGGCCAACAAACCAAUGCUCCUCAGGCUCCUCAGACACCUGGAACGCAGAAUCCUUUUCUAGGGUUUUCAGCUGCGCCUGGAUCACAAAACUCGAUCCAGGCCACUACUCAGCCGUCUGCAUACGCUAUGAAUGCGAAUUCGGUCAAUCCGGCUGCUAAUACUGGGUUUAUACGAGCGCACAUGAGCCAGCAAAGUGUGGACAUCAAUGGGUUCCAGAAUGGACGGCAUAGCCCAGAUGCAUUUGCUAGUCUCAGCGCACGGCAGGGGCGAUAA